ACUAACCUUCCUCUGCCAUCAUUGACUUUAUUUUCCUUAUUUCUUCACCAUAACAGGUCCCAAGGUUGGACCAGAACUACCUGGGACAGCAGCCACCCACCAGCAGUAGCCCGUACAACCACCCCUUCCCCUCCCCUAUGUCUAGUGGGUCCUCCCUCCCCUCCUCUUCCCCCUCCCCCUCCCUCUCCAUGUCCAACUCCUUGUCUAUGUCAGCUUCUUUCAGUCAAAUUCCCACCUCCGCGCCCCUCGCUGGCCCAAAUGUGACGUCCUCGCUGGGCAACGCCAACAUGGUAAGGGCGAUGGCGCCUGCACAAGUGGCACCGCAAGGCGGCGUGACCGCGCCCACAGCAGACCCCGAGAAACGCAAGCUCAUCCAGCAGCAGCUGGUCCUCCUCCUGCACGCGCACAAGUGCCAGCGCCGGGAACAGUCUGCCGUGAACGGCGAGGUGCGGAACUGCCAACUCCCCCACUGUCGCACCAUGAAGAACGUGCUGACCCACAUGACCCACUGCCAGGCUGGGAAGAACUGCCAAGUGGCACAUUGUGCAUCGUCCAGACAAAUCAUCUCUCACUGGAAGAACUGUACCAGAAGUGACUGUCCAGUUUGUCUACCACUCAAGAAUGUGUCCAGUAGGAAGGAGGUGCAAGCCAGCAUGGGGUUGACUGCGCAGCUUCCCCAGCUGACCCACACACAGACGUCGUCAGCGACCGGUCUGCCCGGCGUGCCGCCGCAGCCGCAGCCCCCGCCGCAGCAGGCCCCGGCGCCGCAGCAGCAGCAGCAGAUCGACCACACGUCCAUGCAGCGUGCCUACGCCGCGCUGGGACUGCCAUAUAACCAAAACAAUCCACCCAACAGAGCCAGAAGUAUGCAACUGGGCCAGCAGCAGGGUCUGGGGCCAGGUGGGCCAGGGAACCUGAAUGGUGGGCCAUCCCUGGGAGCCGAGCUGAGUGCCAUGCAGAGGCAGCAGACCUCCCUUUUCCACAGUCUGGACUCCUCAGGUAAUGUGACCAUCCAGCAGCAGCCCCCCAAGAGAGUCCAACCCUGGCACCAACAUGUCACCCAGGACCUCAGAAACCACCUGGUGCACAAGUUACUACAAGCCCUCUAUUUUUCAUUCUGCAGAGUCCAGGCUAUCUUCCCGACCCCCGACCCGGCCGCGCUCAAGGACAGAAGGAUGGGCAACCUGGUCGCCUACGCCAGGAAAGUGGAGGGAGACAUGUACGAAACCGCCAACAGCCGGGAGGAGUAUUACCACCUGUUAGCAGAGAAGAUCUACAAGAUUCAGAAGGAGCUGGAAGAGAAGCGACACCGGCGUCUACAGGAGCAGCAGCUGCGCGGCUCGGGGCCUGGUCAGGGGCCGGGACAGGGACCGGCCGCACUGGUGCCGGGGAACCAGCCCGGCAUGCAGUCUGCACCAAGACCUCAAGUUGACUUAGCGACUGGUAUCGCCGCCAACCUGGCCGCGAUCGUGCCCAGCCAACAGAACCAGGCGAGUGCGCAGCCGUUCCUGCCCGGCCAGCCGGCGCAGGGCCAGCAGUCGGGCUUUCCCGGCGCCGCCAACGUCUCGCUCAACACCAGCAUGAGCAGCCUGCUGCCCAACGUCCAGAACAUGACGCCACAACAACAACAACAACAAGCCACCUCCCUGGGACAGGUACUCGCCGCUGUACGUGACAUCUCCAAGAAGUUACUGCCAGCGUCCGGCCCCAGUCCACAGUCCAUCAACAGGCCAACACCUCCAGUACAGCAGCAGACCCCCUCACAGCCACAGAUGGACCAGUCCAACAAGAUGGGUCAACAAGCCCCGCAGCCAACUGCUCCAAUACUGCAACAACAACAACAACAACAGGCGCAGCAGGGGAUGCAGCCAGGCCAACAGACAACGACUCCCCACCACACCCCGCCGCGCCCCGGCUCCACCACGCCCACGUCCCAGCCCCAGCCGGUGCAAACCGCCGCCCCGCCCGCACCGCUGGACGACACCCAGCAGGCCCCGCCCAACGUGGUGGCCCCGCCCGGCACCACCAUUCCCACCACGCUGGCGAGCAGUACCGUACCGUCAUCCGCCACCACCACCACCAUGACCACCACGGCGCAGGCUGGCGACACCAGCCAGCCCAUGGACACAUCGCAGCCGGCGCUCAACGUUAAACAGGAGGCCGCAACCCAGCCACCGGCUCAACAACAACAACAACAACCGCCUGAACAACCACAGACUGAGAUAAAGACAGAAGUGAAGACUGAACAGGUGAUGGGGACGGCCUCCUGUAAGGAUGCCUCUGGGGCGACAGGUGUGAAGACAGAGACGAAAUCUCCGGCCGGCAUGGCCAUCAAACAGGACACCCAGUCUCCCAGUCCAGCCGCAGUCCAGCAGGAGUCCGGCGACGGUCCACCCAAACCUCCCCUCAUCAGAAGACCCAACCCCAACAAAGACUUUCCUAACAAGAAAGUGUUUAAGCCGGAUGAGCUGCGUCAGGCCCUGAUGCCGACCCUGGAGAAGCUGUACCGACAGGACCCGGAGUCCCUCCCCUUCAGGCAGCCGGUGGAUCCCAAGCUGCUGGGCAUCCCUGUAAGUCAGGGGUUGCGAGUUCCUAAGGACUAUUUUGACAUUGUAAAACACCCGAUGGACUUGUCUACCAUCAAGAGAAAACUGGACACGGGACAGUACAAGGACCCGUGGGAGUACUGUGACGACGUGUGGCUCAUGUUCGAUAACGCCUGGCUGUACAACCGCAAAACCUCCAGGGUUUACAAGUACUGCUCCAAGCUUGCAGAGGUUUUUGAGCAGGAGAUUGACCCAGUGAUGGCCAACCUGGGCUUCUGUUGUGGAAGGAAGUAUGUGUUCCAACCACAAGCGCUGUACUGCUAUGGCAAGUCUGUGUGUACUAUCCCAUGGGGAGCCCGGUACUGGACAUAUGAGAACCGUAACCCCACUGCCGGCCUUCUGUCUGACAGGUACCACUACUGUCAGAAAUGUUUUGGAGAGAUUGGCGGAGACACUGUCACACUGGGGGACGACCCUAGCCAGGCACAGAGCACAAUACCCAAGAGCUCCUUUGAAGAAAAGAAGAAUGACGUCUUGGACUUGGAACCGUUUGUGGAGUGUACAGAAUGUGGCCGGAAGAUGCAUCAGAUCUGUGUUACGUACCAUGAGAACAUCUGGCCACAGGGGUACCAGUGUGAUGCUUGCUUGAAGCAAGUGGGGAAGAAGAGAAAAGAAAACAAGUACACAUCAAAGAGGUUACAGUCCACCAAGCUGGGAACUUUUCUUGAGAACAGAGUCAACAACUACCUGCGGGAACGGUGUGCGGACGCAGGGGAGGUCACCAUCCGCGUGGUACACGUGUCGGACAAGAUGGUGGAGGUCAAGCCAGGAAUGAAAAACAAGUUUGUUGACAGUGGAGACAUGCCUGAACAGUUUCCCUACAAGGCCAAGGCUCUGUUUGCGUUUGAGGAGAUUGACGGCGUGGAAGUCUGCUUCUUCGGGAUGCACGUUCAGGAGUACGGGUCGGACUGUCCACAACCAAACCACAGGAGAGUCUACAUUUCCUACUUGGACAGUGUUCACUUCUUCAAACCUCGCAACCUGAGAACAGCCGUGUACCAUGAGAUACUUAUAGGCUAUCUGGACUACGUCAAGAAAUUAGGAUAUACCAUGGGUCACAUCUGGGCCUGUCCUCCCAGUGAGGGGGAUGACUACAUCUUCCACUGCCAUCCUCCAGAACAGAAGAUCCCCAAACCAAAACGUCUCCAGGAGUGGUACAAGAAAAUGUUAGACAAGGCUGUAGCCGAGGGAGUGGUCAAGGACUACAAGGACAUCCUGAAACAAGCGACAGAAGACGGGGUGAGCAUGGCUAACGAGCUGCCGUACUUCGAGGGCGACUUCUGGCCCAACGUGCUGGAGGAGAGCAUCAAGGAGAUUGACCAGGAAGAGGAGGAGGAGAGACGAGCCCAGGAGGCCGCCGCUGCUAUAGCACAGGAGUCCAAUGGAGACCAGUUCAUUGGCUUCGGUGCUCUGCAAGGCAAUGGAGAUAAGAAGAAGGGGAAGAAGAACAAAGGGAGCAAGAGCAAAAGUAAGAGCAGCUCCAACCGCAAGAACAACAAGAAAUCCAACUUCCCCAACCAGGGAAACAACCUGUCUCAGAAGCUCUUCCAAACUAUGGAGAAACACAAGGAGGUCUUCUUUGUAAUCAGGCUCAUCGCAGCCAACAUUGCGUCCAACCUGCCUUCGAUAUCGGACCCAGACGGGCUGAUCCAGUGCGACCUCAUGGACGGACGCGACGCCUUCCUGACCUUGGCGCGGGAGAAGCACUACGAGUUCUCCUCGCUGCGCCGGGCCAAGUUCUCGGCCAUGGCCAUGUUGUACGAGCUGCACAACCAGGGCCAGGACCGGUUUGUCUACACCUGUAACCACUGCAAACAACACGUGGAGACCAGAUACCACUGCACCGUCUGUGAGGAUUAUGAUUUGUGCAUCGCGUGUUACGAGAAGCAAGGCCACCAGCACAAGAUGGAGAAGUGGGGCCUGGGGCUGGAUGAUGGCGACUCGUCCCAGUCCAACCAGAGUCCACAGGAGGCGCGCCGGCUGUCCAUCCAGCGAUGCAUCCAGUCGCUGGUCCACGCUUGUCAGUGCCGCGACGCCAACUGUCGUCUGCCCAGCUGCCAGAAGAUGAAGCGCGUGGUGCAGCACACCAAGAGCUGCAAGAGAAAGACCAACGGCGGUUGCCCCAUCUGCAAGCAGCUGAUCGCCCUCUGUUGUUACCAUGCCAAACAUUGCCAGGAGCAGAAGUGUCCCGUUCCGUUCUGUCUCAACAUCAAGCACAAGCUGCGGCAGCAGCAGCUGCAGCAGAGGUUACAGCAGGCGCAGAUGCUGCGGCGGCGCAUGGCGACCAUGCAGAGCAGAGGGAUGACGCCCAGUCAGCCGUCUCUGCCUCCUCCCAGCGCGCCUGCCACUAUGCCAACUCAGCAGACGCUGCAGACACGCCCGCCGUCCCAGGGGAAACCUGGCAAGCCCACCCACCCUGGCAAGCCUGGCAGCAUGGCCCCUCCCCCUGCAGCGCCGCCCGCAGCCAUUCAGGCUGCAGAGGAGGCCAAGAGAGCAGCGGCGCUGGCUGCAGCACAGCAGGGCGGCUUCGGGCGAGGGAUGCCUAACCAGGGCCAGCAGAUGCCUCCCCCACAACUCAACAUGCCCAACCUCCAGCAGCAAAUGCAGCAACAGCAACAACAGCAGCAACAGCAGCAGCAGCAGCAGAGGCCAAUGGCGCAGCAACAAAUGGUGCAGCAGUCGAUGCCUAACCAGCCUCCCAUGCAGAGAUGGCCAGUAUUCCAGCAGCAGAGUCAGGCGGGUAUGCAGCAGCAGCAACAGCAGCAAGGUAUGCAGGGGAUGAUGCCGGGGCAACAGGUCAACCCUGCGGCAUUACAGGUACAACAGGGCAUUCGCAACCAGUUCCCCGCCCAGGCCCUGCAGCAGCUGGUCCAAACGCUGAAGUCUCCCAGCUCUCCGCAGCAGCAACAGCAGGUGCUCAGUAUCCUCAAGUCCAACCCGCAGCUGAUGGCAGCCUUCAUCAAGCAGAGAACACAGCACCAGCAGAUGCAGCAGCAGAUGCAGCAACAGCAGCAGCAACAGCAGCAGCAGCCGGGACAGGCCCUCCAGCAGCAGCCCAUGACACCGCAGCAGCAGCAGCAGUGGCAGCAGAUGCGCAUGAGACAGGUGGCACAGCAGCUGCAGAACCAGCAGCAGCAACAGCAGCAACAACAGCAGGCGCAGCAACAGCAGCAGCACCAGCAGUUCCAGCAGAUGGUGCCGCCCUUCUCGCAGCAGUCUGCGCAGCACCGGAUGAUGGCCGCCCAGCAGCAGCAGAGCAUGCCCAUGGCACCGCAGCAGGGCAUGAACCAGAUGGGGCAGAUGAACCAGAUGGGGCAAAUGAACCCCAUGAACCAGAUGGGCCACGUCAACCAAAUGGCCGGCAUGAACCAGAUGGGCAGCAUGAACCAGAUGGGAAUGGGGGGCGCCGACGGGGGACCCCACUCCCAGAUGCAGCAGAUGAUGCGGCAGCACCAGUUCCAGCAGGGGGCCAUGAUGCAGCAGCUGCCCCAGCAGCAGGUGCAGCAGCUGAAGCAGCAGAUGGCGUCGUCCAUGGGCCCGGGUCAGUCCAUGAGCCCGCAGCAGGCCAUGCUCCCGCCACAGUCUCCCCACGCCGCCCAGCAAAUGAGAUCGCCACAGGGCGGCAACCCUAUAGCAAGCCAGGUCAAGUCUCCUCAACCCACCCCGUCCCCCCGCCCCCAGUCCCACCCAGCCCCCUCCACCCCCCAGAUGUCUCCCAUGCACCCCCAGAACUCGCCGCACCCCGGGGUGGCAGGGCCACACCAACCCGAUCAAAUGCAAACAGAACAACCCAUGCUACCACAGAUGCAGCCAACCUCUCAAAACAUGGGGCAGCUGGAGGGUCAACAAAACACGGAGGAGUCAGACAUGGCACCUCUGACACCACAAGAUCAGUUAACAAGAUUUGUGGAGACCUUAUAGUGGUGCAAGUCGCACAGCAGCCUGUAGACUAUAAUUUAAAUGGGCCCGCUCCAUCUUUUUCAGAGUCUAUCUUGAGAGAAAGAAGUAUGUUUUAUUAUUGAUAUUUUAUUUUAUAUUUUUGCCUCCCACCACGAGACGUUAAAUGUAGGUAUGAAGUAUUGGAAACUGAUGCAGAAGGAGUGGAUUUUUGUAGGUAAAAAUACUUUUGUGCGAUGACGAUACCAUAAUUUGUAUAGUUAGCAAAGUUGAGUGUUUUUCCCUACUUCUGUGACUUAACGAAAAACUUGUACCAUGUCGUGUGUUCAAGAAGUUUGUUUCAAGGUCCUACGAUAGCUUUUACUGUCUAGGAGGGUGCCAGAUGUAUAGACAUUGUUGGUAAAGCCACAAGCAAUCAUUUUUGAGCUCUCCUGCCUCAUAUUGUAGAGAAACUUUGGAGCAGAAACGUAGUAGGAAUCAUGCAGACUGAAUGGUAUGUGAAGAGCUCUUGCUGUAGGCAAAGGGCACCUGUGUACAUAGGCAUGCCCAGUGGAUUCUCAAGGUUUGAACCACCCGAGCCAGCGAUAGUCUAAGAUGAUACGGCCAGUGGCCAGGUGUGUGCAGAUAACAGGAGUACCUGCAUAUGUAAGAAGGGUGGACAGACCUGGGUCUCCAUUCUGGACCAACGGUUCCAUUUCAUCCAGUGAAAAAAAAACAAGAAAACAAACCUUAUGUAUAUAAAUGAUGGAAAGGUCUUCACUCUACUGUGUGUUAUUUAAUACCUGAUCUAUCAAAACGAAGGGGUUGUGCUAGGUUGCACUUUAAGCAUUGGCUAUAAUUGGGUGUGCUUAACUUAAAGAAGAACAUGUGGCUAGAGAUAUUUAAACACUCAAACGGCCAAGGGUUUCUAUGUUUUCUGUUUUGUAUGUAACUGCCUUGAAGAUUAAGAUCACAUGCUCUGUACAUGGCCAAGUUGCAGCAGUAUUUUAUACACUAGUUUGUUAAAAAGGAAGGGUUUGGGGAUCGUAGUCUGUAAAGAUAGCUAAAUUGUGCACUAGAUAUGUAUGUAGCAGCUCACGCAAGCAAGUCCACGUCAUAAGUUAGUGUCCAACCAUGCCAAUGACCUAGUGUACCAGUGAGGCAGCUUUCAUUCGACGCAUAGGACUGUCUUGUUGUUUUUGUCCCACAUCACUUUUUUUGCCUAGGAAGUCAGCGUGAGCAAGCCAACUCCUUAGAGCUAUCUGUUGGGCUAUGGAAUGCUUGUAUUUAGCGUCAGCCAGGAAUUGCGUCCUUUGAUUUGGUUGCAAUAUCUGAGGACCUCAAUUUUAGACCAAUCCCAGCAGUGUUUAAGGAAUGUAAAAUGUUUCAAACAUUAAUUUCAUAAUAAAAAUUUAUAUACUGUGUAAUAAAUGUAAAGAACACUCUGAAA
Messenger RNA from Branchiostoma belcheri (Belcher's lancelet), 7932 nucleotides. RefSeq names its product CREB-binding protein-like. Gene Ontology annotation, cellular component: transcription regulator complex; nucleus; histone acetyltransferase complex. The record is from RefSeq and is a predicted model, not a curated record. Gene Ontology annotation, molecular function: protein binding; histone acetyltransferase activity; transcription coactivator activity. Gene Ontology annotation, biological process: positive regulation of transcription by RNA polymerase II. Lineage: Eukaryota; Metazoa; Chordata; Leptocardii; Amphioxiformes; Branchiostomatidae.